This is a messenger RNA of Trichomonas vaginalis G3, 339 nucleotides long. RefSeq lists its product as uncharacterized. The record is from RefSeq and is a predicted model, not a curated record. Bases 1 to 339 code for a protein of 112 amino acids. The transcript has a single exon. Lineage: Eukaryota; Parabasalia; Trichomonadida; Trichomonadidae.
AUGUUUGAUGAAACAUAUUCAACGCAACUGACAUUCAAACUGACUAAAGAUACACCGUUUCAUGGUCCAACUCAAGGAUAUGUAGAUUUGCAUCGAUUUUCUUUAAUUGAUGAUUAUCCAGAUUUUCAAGGACAGCGCGUAAUUGUAUAUGCAACACUAGACACAGUCGCAAGAUCAGGGAAAGACCUUCACGUAAAAAUUUCCAUUGCUUCUUUAAUUUUAGGAAAAGAUUACGAAUCAACAGCUGAUUUCAAGAUUAGUGCCAAAGAUAAUGUAAAUGUUACAGUUGAAGGACCCGAUGUAUCAAUACAAAUGUUAUAUUCACAGUACGAGAAUUAA